This is a messenger RNA of Rhizophagus irregularis DAOM 181602=DAOM 197198, 1404 nucleotides long. RefSeq lists its product as uncharacterized. NCBI's taxonomy places the organism in Eukaryota, Fungi, Glomeromycota, Glomeromycetes, Glomerales, Glomeraceae. The record is from RefSeq and is a predicted model, not a curated record.
UAAUAUUAUAGAAUUUGUAUUUGAAAAAGAAAUUACAAAAUCUAUUGAUUUUUUAGAAAAAAGAAAAUUUUUAGAACAAGAAAUUUACAAGUUAUUAAUUAGUCAAUGUAAAAACGUUAGAUAUUUGGAUUGGAAUACUUCUCUACCUUUACAAUCAUUUCCAGGAGCUCAAACAUGUUUCUCUCAACUUUGUAGUAUAGAUGUUAAUCUAAAACACGUAAAUUCCAAUAAUCUUUAUGAGUUGGCACAGAUUUGCAGAGAUAUCAAAAUGUUAAGUAUUAAUAAUUAUUCUCAAGAUAUCCCUGGAUUAAUUUCUUUAAUUGAUGCACAGAGAGACUUACAAGGUGUAACAUUUAGUUCUCAUAAUAUGAAAAAGAAAGGAAAUUUUAAAGAACUAGGUAGAGCAAUAGCAAGAAAAAGUUGUACAAUUAAACAUCUUACUUUAUAUAAUUCAAUUGGUGUUAUUUCACAUUCAUUCUUAACAUCGUUAAUUAAUCUAACCUAUUUAAUGGUUAGUAAUAAUGGUGGAAUUUAUGAUGAAACUAAAGAAAUUGUUGAAUUUAAAAAAUAUUUAGAAAAUUCAAAUUUUCCAAAUCUUUGUUCUCUUGAAAUGGGCAAUAAUUUAUCAUGCUUUAAGGAAUUGGCAAUAUUAAUUGAAAAAACCAAAGGAGAGAUUGAGGAUGUUCAAGUGUUUUGUAAUUUUGCUGAUAAUACAGGAAUAUUAGUUCAAGCCAUUUCUAAUCGUUGUCCAAAUAUACAGUUCUUAUCUACAUAUAUUGGCAUUAACGACUUGAUUUAUGUUGAAACAUUAUUAAAGAAUUGCAAAGGUUUAGUACGUUUAUAUCUUGAUAAUGCGGAUGAAAUUAACGAUAUAGGAGAUAAAUUACUAGGCAUUUUAGCAAAAUUUUCUCCAGAAUCUUUAACUAAUAUAGGUAUUAGUGGAAACUGGAAAUAUACAAUUGAUGCUUUUACAAAUUUUCUUGAGAGUUAUAGGGGACGAAAACUUACUAGUUUUGAUAUCAAUGGUUAUUAUGGGGAACCUAUGGUUGCUAUUACAACAGAACAUAUAAAUGUUAUUAGAAAGUACUAUAAUGAAGAAAUAGUAGAAAGUUCGAAUAUUUUGGAUUCUUAUUCAUAUUAAAUUUAGAUACUUUUAGUUAACUUUAAAAUAAGUGUAAGAUAAAGAUGUGCAUUUUUGAGCUUUCGAACCUAUUAUUUCAACGGAUAUAACGAAAGUUCAUUACGUUAAUGGGUUGAACAAGGCUGAAGAAAAAUUUUGAGCAAGCCUUAAAAGAUAAAGUAAAAAAUGAAAGUACGAUAUGUUAUCGGAUAUGUAUGAUUUGUAUUCAUAAUUUUAGUAUAUAACUUAUGUACAUGAUUUUUAUAUAUAUAUAACUUAAAGUA